UCGGCCGGUUAGGCCCGAUCCACUAGAUUUGCCGCCUCCCAUCGUCGAUCGACGGCUCAUCGGAUCUGUUUUGUAUAAAUAUAGCUGUUGUGAAGCUUCUCCCUCUCCUCACUGUCUCUCUUGGUGCGUUACGAUGACGACCGCCAUGGGUCCUCCUCCUCCGAGAACCCCCAACCCUCUCGAAACCCCGGACCAAACUUCUUCUUCUUCUUCUUCUUCUUCUUCAGUUCCUUCAGCAGAUUCUACAAUGAAGACUCCCAUGGGACCUCCUCCUCCUUCCAAGGAACCUAGCGCUCCAGACGCACCACCAGCUGCCCAAAACGACGUCGCAGAAGGCGGUGACAACCACACCUCUCGUGACUCCCAGAGAAUUGCUGUUCCCUACACAAAAAACUACACGAUUCCUCCUUGGAGUGGACCUCCGUGCCACCACUUCUUUUUCGAGGUUCUUAAGGAAGGCUCUAUAAUCGACCAAUUCGAUGUACACGAGAAAGGGGCUUACAUGUUUGGGCGCGUGGAUCUUUGUGACUUUGUGCUUGAUCACGCGACCAUUUCUCGCUUUCAUGCCGUUCUCCAAUUCAAACGAAGUGGAGAAGCCUAUGUUUAUGAUCUCGGUAGCACCCAUGGUACUUUCAUAAACAAGAAUCAGGUUGAGAAAAAGAGCUAUGUGGAUUUACACGUUGGUGAUGUCAUUCGAUUCGGACAGUCAUCUCGUUUGUAUAUUUUCCAAGGACCAACAGAGCUUAUGCCACAAGAAACUGACUUGAAGAAAAUAAGAGAUGCUAAGAUACGAGAAGAUAUGCUAGAUCGAGAAGCUUCACUUCAACGAGCAAGACAUCAAGCAUCUCUUGCUGAGGGUGUCUCAUGGGGCAUGGGAGAGGAUGCCAUUGAAGAAGCUGAGGAUGACAGCGAUGAGGUAACUUGGCAAACUUACAAAGGACAACUAACAGAGAAGCAAGAAAAAACCCGUGAAAAAGUCAUUAAAAGAAUGGAAAAGAUUUCUCAUAUGAAGAAAGAAAUAGAUGCUAUUCGCACUAAAGACAUAUCUCAAGGGGGGUUGACACAAGGGCAACAAACUCAGAUUGCUCGAAAUGAACAAAGAAUAGCACAGAUCAUGGAGGAACUUGAAAAUUUGGAAGAGACACUAAAUGAGAGUAUUAGAGAAAGUCUUGGCGCACGUGCUGGGACUAUAGGUCGUGGGAGGAAGAAAGGAGCAGCAGAAGAAGAUGAUGAAUUUUUAAGUGAUGAUGAUGACUUCUAUGAUCGAACAAAGAAAAAGCCUUCUAGUAAAAAGGCUGCUGAACACCAAUCUGUUGAAACUGCUGAUACCCUUCUUGAUAAGAGAGAUUCCAUCAUAAAAGAAAUUGAAGACAAGAAAGAGGUGCUUCUGAUUGAGAAGAACAAAAUGGUGUCUGAGAAAAUGGACGAGACAGAAACUGGAGAUGCACUUGAUGCUUUCAUGUCUGGUAUUUCAUCUCAGCUAGUCAUUGAUAAAACUACCCAACUCCAGGAGGAAUUAUCAGCUCUCCAGUCUAAACUGGAUAGAAUAUUAUACCUCCUGAAGAUUGCAGAUCCAACAGGUGAAGCUGCUAAGAAAAGAGUUCUGAAGGUACAAGAGUUGAAGCCUAAAAAAUCUGCGACUCUUGCAGCUGCCAGCAAGAAGCAACCUACCAAGGAACCAAAGGAAAGUAGCGAGCCUGAAGAACCAGAAAAUGGCUCCAUGAAGAAAGAAAAAACUGUAGAUGCAACUGUGAAGUCAGACAAGAAGCCUGAAGCUGAUGAGAUUAUGCUAGAGGCAAUGGAGGGAAAAACUCCCGUAUAUGUGGAGGCCAAGCCCCAGUGGCUUGGAGCUGUAGAGAACAAGAAAAUAGAGGAGAGCCAACAAUCAGUGCCUUUAGACGUGCAGGACUCUGAUGAUUUUGUUGACUAUAAAGACAGGAAGAAGAUGCUGGUUAAUGGUGAUGGUUCACAGACAAAAGUAGAAAGUGGGCUUGAAAACGCUGCCCCGGGGUUGAUCGUCAGGAAGCGGAAGCAAGUUCAUGAAGUUGAAAGUAACAAAAAAGAUGCUCGUGAGCAGACGACAUCUUCAGCUGAACUUAUGGCAAUGGAUGCUGUGGCGUUACUGUUAAAACAUCAAAGGGGGUCUUAUGCAUCAGGAGAAGACAAUAAUAUAGAGAGCCAAGAAACAUUGAAACAGCAUCAACCGAGCAAGGAUAAAAAGCCUAAACGAGUGUUGGGUCCCGAGAAACCUUCAUUUCUUGAUAGUACUUCAGAUAGUGAAACGUGGGUUCCGCCUGAAGGGCAAUCUGGUGAUGGCCGAACGUCCUUGAAUGAUCGAUAUGGCUACUAACUCAAACGAAAGAAGUGACAAUUCAUUGUUCUACUUCCACAUACGAACUAUUGGUGGCUUGGUCCGGAACGUCAUCGAUCGAGUAGGAAACGGUAAACAUGACUCAGAAAAAUGUAUGGUGAGCGCUGAUAACCAAAAAAAAAAAAAGAGGGGCCAUUGAUAACUUCAAGAAGUUGAAGCUAGAGGAAGCAUGACUAUAGCUUCUACAAGUCGGUUGUUUGAAGAAGCAUAUAAUUAUAUUCUAAAAAUGGUGCUUUCGUGUUUCGUGAGUUCAUGUAAAGACUAGUAAAAAGAGAAGAAAGUGAAUGUUGGGUGGAAAUCAGCACAAAUGUUAUAAAUUGCCUUUUCGCUGUAAGAACAUAUCAUUAAAAAACAAAAAAACAAAAGCAAAAGAAAGAAAAAAGGAAAAUGUCGUUUUGUCUUCGAAAAUUGAAUUACGCUCAAUUUAGAUCACGCUUAGUUGUUUGAUGUACUGAAACACGUCGUUAAUUGUUUGUUUAUAAGCUUGCAAUGGCUAGCGACAACAAUGGGGCGGUAUAGGGAAUGCCUUCUACUAUCUGUUACCCAAACUCGUCGGAUUGAAUUGAGGGUGUGUUUG
Morus notabilis is the source of this 2948-nucleotide messenger RNA. Its product is annotated as kanadaptin. Gene Ontology annotation, molecular function: protein binding; mRNA binding. Lineage: Eukaryota; Viridiplantae; Streptophyta; Magnoliopsida; Rosales; Moraceae. The record is from RefSeq and is a predicted model, not a curated record.